This is a messenger RNA of Drosophila takahashii, 2199 nucleotides long. RefSeq names its product heimdall (gene hll). Gene Ontology annotation, molecular function: long-chain fatty acid-CoA ligase activity. NCBI's taxonomy places the organism in Eukaryota, Metazoa, Arthropoda, Insecta, Diptera, Drosophilidae. Gene Ontology annotation, cellular component: membrane; endoplasmic reticulum. The record is from RefSeq and is a predicted model, not a curated record.
CGCGAUCACCUUCAGCAUGAACGACCUAAAGCCAGCCACGAGCUAUACGAGUACCUCACUUCACGAGGCCGUCAAACUGCGCCUGGACGAGCCGGGAUCCUUUUCCCAGACAGUCCUGCCCCAGACAAUUCCCCAGUUCUUUAAAGAUGCAUGCGAGAAGCAUCCGGAUCUGCCCGCCUUGGUUUGGGAAACCCCAGGAUCUGGGGUAGAUGGUUGGACCACUCUGACCUAUGGCGAGUACCAGGAGAGAGCGGAGCAGGCGGCCCUGAUGCUGCUGAGCGUUGGAGUCGAGGAGCGCAGUUCGGUGGGCAUCCUGGCCUUCAAUUGCCCUGAAUGGUUCUUCGCGGAGUUCGGCACUCUGAAAGCCGGAGCCGUUGUGGCAGGCAUUUAUCCGAGCAACUCGGCGGAGGCCGUUUAUCACGUCCUGGCCACGGGAGAGGCCUCCGUUUGCCUGGUGGACGAUGCCCAGCAGAUGGCCAAGUUGAGGGCGAUCAAGGAGCGUCUGCCUCGCUUGAAAGCGGUGAUCCAGCUGCACGGACCCUUUGAGGCCUUCGUCGACCAGGAGCCGGGAUUCUUCAGCUGGCAGAAGCUGCAGGAGCGAACGUUCUGCAGCGAACUCAAGGAGGAGCUGGCGGCCCGGGAGAGCAGGAUCCGUGCGAACGAGUGCGCCAUGCUGAUCUUCACCUCGGGAACCGUCGGCCUGCCCAAGGCAGUGAUGCUGUCCCACGACAACAUCGUUUUCGACACAAAGUCAGCGGCAGCUGGACUUCAGGAUGUGCAGAUCGGCAAGGAGAGCUUCGUGAGCUAUCUGCCGUUGAGUCAUGUGGCUGCCCAGAUUUUCGACGUAUUUCUGGGCUUAGCGCAUGCCGGAUGUGUUACCUUUGCCGACAAGGACGCCCUCAAGGGAACGCUGAUCAAGACCUUCCGGAAGGCGAGACCAACGAAAAUGUUUGGGGUUCCACGCGUCUUCGAGAAACUUCAGGAGCGCCUGGUGGCCGCGGAGGCCAAGGCGAGACCCUAUUCCAGAUUACUCCUGGCAAGGGCCAGAGCUGCUGUGGCUGAACACCAGAUAACGCUGAUGGCGGGAAAAUCUCCGUCCAUUUAUGGCAGUACCAAAUACUGGCUGGCCUCUCGCAUCAUAAAGCCCAUCCGUGAGAUGAUAGGACUGGACAACUGCCGAGUUUUUCUGACCGGCGGAGCUCCCACCUCGGAUGAGAUGAAGCAGUUCUUCCUGGGCCUGGACAUUCCACUGGGCGAAUGCUACGGGAUGUCGGAAAGCGGUGGGGCCAUCACCCUGAAUGUCCAGAUCAGUAAUCUGUACAGUGCGGGUCAGGCGUGCGAGGGCCUCAUUCUGAAGAUCCAGGAGCCCGACUGCAAUGGUCAGGGCGAGAUCCUGAUGCGGGGUCGUAGCAUUUUCAUGGGCUACUUGGGACUGCCCGAGAAGACCGAGGAGGCGAUCAAGGAAGAUGGGUGGCUGCAUUCCGGCGACUUGGGCUACAUCGAUGCCAAGGGAAAUCUGGUGAUCUCCGGGCGGCUCAAGGAGCUGAUCAUCACCGCGGGUGGAGAGAAUAUUCCGCCCGUGCACAUCGAGGAGCUGAUCAAGAAGGAGCUGCCCUGCGUGAGCAAUGUACUGCUAAUCGGCGAUCAUCGCAAGUAUCUCACUGUGCUGCUGUCCCUGAAGACCAAGUCCGAUGGCAAGACGGGAAUUCCCCUGGAUUCGCUGCGCGAGGAGACGAUCGAGUGGCUGCGUGACUUGGAUAUGCAUGAGACCCGUCUUUCAGAACUACUGGGCAUUCCCGCCGAUCUGCAGCUCCCCAACGAUACAGCCGCUCUGGCGGCUGCCCUUGAGAUCACCGCCGAUCCCAAGCUCCUGGAAGCCAUCGAGGAGGGCAUCAAGCGAGCCAACAAGCACGCCAUCUCGAAUGCCCAGAAGGUCCAGAAGUUUGCCCUCAUCCCCCACGAAUUCUCCCUGGCCACCGGGGAACUCGGUCCCACGCUGAAAAUAAGGCGAAAUAUUGUGCACGCCAAAUAUGCCCAAGUCAUUGAGCGACUGUACAAGUAAAUGUAAUCAUCUGAAGGGAUUUCUUAGACUAAGUUUAGAUUUUAUUACUCAAAGUGUACAUUGUAAUCAUUAUUGACACACACAAUUCUCUUAUAUGUUAAGACACUCGGAACUCAAUAUAUUUGUUAUUAAACCGA